Molecule: messenger RNA, 1769 nt
Organism: Aspergillus steynii IBT 23096
Lineage: Eukaryota; Fungi; Ascomycota; Eurotiomycetes; Eurotiales; Aspergillaceae
Product: MDR family MFS transporter
Exons: 4
Coding region: 30-1769 (579 amino acids)
Biological process (GO): transmembrane transport
Molecular function (GO): transmembrane transporter activity
Source: RefSeq, a predicted model, not a curated record
GGCGAUCCUAAUGCAAUGACAACAUCAACAUGCCACGGCAGACCCCCGACCCCGACUCGAGCCAGAUCGAUGCCCCUCUCCCAACUGGCGCUCCCAACCCCGAGGCACCCUCACCUUGCUUAGAUGAUGUGGAAACGAAAGGCCAUGAUGGCGUUAGGAGUUCCUCUGAGGACGGUAACAGCGGUGAUCACAAGCUCGAAUACGCGACCCCCGUCCGCUUGAUCAUCAUCAUGUGUACUUUGAAUCUGAGCACUCUCAUCGCGGCGUUGGAUCUCGGUAUUGUUGCCACCGCAAUUCCUCAGAUCACCAGCGAAUUUCACGCGCUGGACCACAUCGGCUGGUACAGCGGCGCAUGUUUCCUUCUCGUCGCCACAACAUCCGCCCCCUGGGGCAAGAUGUACAAAUUUUUCUCAGCGCAGUACACCUACAUCACGGCGCUUGCCCUGUAUCUAGUCGGAAGCAUCGUGGCGGCGGCCGCCCCGAAUAGCAUUGCGCUCAUCGUUGGCCGCGCCAUCCAGGGAUGGGGAUGUGCCGGCACGCUCGGUGGCUCCAUCUUGAUCAUCAACUUCACGGCCGAACCCAAGGCCCGUCCCAUGCUGAUUGGCCUGUGGAUGGGCGUGUUUAUGAUUGCUACUACCAUUGGGCCUCUCAUGGGCGGGGUGUUUACCAGCGAAAUCACCUGGCGCUGGUGUUUCUGGAUUAACCUGCCGGUGGGUGGCACGGCCAUCGUGCUGCAGUUCCUCUUCUUGCGAAUGCCAAAACAUGUCAAACCAACUUCUGCCGCGUGGAAGGAAAUCCUCCGCCACCUAGAUCUCCCCGGUUGGACCUUGUUGCUCACUUCGGUUGUCUGCUUCCUCCUGGCCAUGGAAUGGGGGGGCCUGGGCAAACCAUGGAGUAGCGGCUCAGUGAUUGCAACCUUGGUCGUUUGGAUCCUGUUGACCAUUGCCUUUUUCGUUAUUGAGUGGUUUCAGGGUGACUAUGCUAUUAUGCCCCUGCGAAUGCUCAAGCCCCGUAUGACAUGGUCGAAUCUCCUGUAUGCGUGGAUCGCGAACCUGGCCAACUUCCAAAUUUUAUUUUACCUCCCCAUCUAUUUCCAGUCGAUUCACGGGAUGUCUGCCAUCAAAAGUGGCGUUAACAGCAUUCCAUUCAUGGCUUUCUAUACCUGUGGAGCCCUGCUUAGUGGGGUUCUGGUUGGCAAGACACGCCACUUGCAGCCAUUCCAGCUGGUUAGCGGCCUAAUUGCCAUCCUGGGCGCCGCACUAAUCUACCGCAUCGGAGCUGACGCAUCCAAGGCGUGGUAUAUUGGCGCCCAGAUUCCUUUUGGUUUCGGAAUCGGUCUUGGAAACCAGGUUCCCAUCACCGCGCUGCAGGGCUUCGCCAAGCCGGAAACUGUGGCGGCAACCAUGGGGGUUGCUUUUAUGUGUCAAUCCAUCAGCGGUGCCUACUUUGUUGCGGCCGGGAAUUCACUCUUCAACAACUACCUGCUGAAACGACUGGCCACCACUGCCCCUCAUCUGAAUCCGCAGACGAUUCUUGCCAUCGGGGUGUCCGAGCUCCAGAAUGCCUUCAAGGGUGAGGAGCUGGCCUUGGUCCGCGAUGCAUAUAUGGUUGGGAUCAGGAAUGUCUUUGCCUUCGCUUUGGCCGGUGCAGCACUGACGGUUGUGUUGGCGUUGUUGGUUCCCUUCAAGAAACUGCCUUCUCAUGACGAUAAGAGGGCAGAGGAUAAGGCUGCAGCUCGGGUGGUUGAAUCGCAAAAAUUGCAGGCCUAA